CUUCUCUAUUCCUCCAACCACCCACGAUAACACCACUACACCUAUCAAUAACCAACUACAACUCUCAACAUAUUCCAUCUAACAAAGACAAAAGGUAUACAAAAGGAGUAUAAAGAGAAAAAAAGAAAAUGGUUUGCUCGAAAUGCGCCAAAAAGCUGAAAUCCACCCAACUCGCCACUCCGGACGUCAAGCGUCGGAGCGAGAUGUACUAUGGGAGUAGCAGUACCAACGCCGGUAGUAAUGAUAAGGCCAAGGGGAAGGCUACGCUGGGGAAUACUGGGAUUGGAAAGAACAAACUCCUCUCCGCCAAAGCCAAAAACCCCUACGCGGCAUACGCCUCGUCCUGCACUCAAUGCAAGACCAAGACCGAGCAGGGGAGGAAGUAUUGCCAGCGGUGUGCAUAUCAGAAGAAUGCAUGCCCCAUGUGUGGGAAAAGUCUAGCUGAAAAGGCUGCGACUGCUACGGCUAAAGGGCAGAAGCCGGUUGUUCAGGGGCAGAAGUUUAAUCUUAGUUGAUUUCUUUUAUUUACUCUUUGGUUGGUGUUGGUUCUUUUUUUAGUUUCCUUUGGUUGAUGCUGUUACUUGUCUAUCAAAGCACGGCGUUAGGUUCUAAACGGAUAAAACAAUAGAUAGCUAGCUAGUUAUACAUGGCAUGUAGUAUAUGCAGUCAAGAC
Aspergillus campestris IBT 28561 is the source of this 673-nucleotide messenger RNA. RefSeq names its product cysteine-rich PDZ-binding protein. Bases 129 to 515 code for a protein of 128 amino acids. Gene Ontology annotation, molecular function: microtubule binding. Gene Ontology annotation, biological process: cytoplasmic microtubule organization. The record is from RefSeq and is a predicted model, not a curated record. The transcript is spliced from 3 exons. NCBI's taxonomy places the organism in Eukaryota, Fungi, Ascomycota, Eurotiomycetes, Eurotiales, Aspergillaceae.